AUGAGAAGAGGUGGUCCAACUUAUGAUACAUUAAUACAAGCAUUGAGGAAGAUUGGAGAGAAUGCAGUAGCUGAUGGGAUUGGAGGUGAUACCAGUAACGACUCUCGCAAAUCUAGGGGUGAGUCUGUGAAUGAGGAAAAGAAUGCUGCAACUGAGGAGAAUGGAAGAGGAUUAAAUAAGGACAGCAGCCCUAAUGGUGAGCCUGGGAAUGAGGAAAAGAAUGCUGUAACUGAGGAGAAUGGAAGAGAAUUAAAUAAGGACAGCAGCCCUAAUGGUGAGCCUGGGAAUGAGGAAAGGAAUGCUGCAACUGAGGAGAAUGGAAGAGAAUUAAAUAAGGACUGUGGCAGACCUAAUGGUGAGCCUGGGGAUGAGGAAAGGAAUGCUGCAACUGAGGAGAAUGGAAGAGAUUUAAAUAAGGACUGCAGCAGACCUAAUGGUGAGCCUGGGAAUGAGGAAAGGAAUGCUGCAACUGAGGAGAAUGGAAGAGGAUUAAAUAAGGACUCCGGCAGCCCUAAUGGUGAGCCUGGGAAUGAGGAAAGGAAUGUUGCAACUGAGGAGAAUGGAAGAGAAUUAAAUAAGGACUGCGGCAGACCUAAUGGUGAGCCUGGGGAUGAGGAAAGGAAUGCUGCAACUGAGGAGAAUGGAAGAGAUUUAAAUAAGGACUGCAGCAGACCUAAUGGUGAGCCUGGGAAUGAGGAAAGGAAUGCUGCAACUGAGGAGAAUGGAAGAGGAUUAAAUAAGGACUCCGGCAGCCCUAAUGGUGAGUCUGGGAAUGAGGAAAGGAAUGUUGCAACUGAGGAGAAUGGAAGAGAAUUAAAUAAGGACUGCAGCAGACCUAAUGGUGAGCUUGGGAAUGAGGAAAAGAAUGUUGCAACUGAGGAGAAUGGAAGAGAAUUAAAUAAGGACUGCGGCAGACCUAAUGGUGAGCCUGGGAAUGAGGAAAGGAAUGCUGCAACUGAGGAGAAUGGAAGAGAAUUAAAUAAGGACUGUGGCAGGCCUAAUGGUGAGCCUGGGAAUGAGGAAAGGAAUGUUGCAACUGAGGAGAAUGGAAGAGGAUUAAAUAAGGACUGCAGCAGACCUAAUGGUGAGCUUGGGAAUGAGGAAAGGAAUGCUGCAGAGCUCAAGGAGGGUGGUUGUGACAGAUCUACACCGAAUGACACAGAGGCCAGGCCCACCUGUAAAUGUUGUUCAGUAAUUUAA
Amphimedon queenslandica is the source of this 1200-nucleotide messenger RNA. Its product is annotated as high mobility group nucleosome-binding domain-containing protein 5-like. NCBI's taxonomy places the organism in Eukaryota, Metazoa, Porifera, Demospongiae, Haplosclerida, Niphatidae. The transcript has a single exon. The record is from RefSeq and is a predicted model, not a curated record. The coding region runs from base 1 to 1200 and encodes 399 amino acids.